Messenger RNA from Paramisgurnus dabryanus, 1093 nucleotides. NCBI's taxonomy places the organism in Eukaryota, Metazoa, Chordata, Actinopteri, Cypriniformes, Cobitidae. The record is from RefSeq and is a predicted model, not a curated record.
UUCUGACACAUAUCAGUGGGCUUUUGACUGUGGUGCGUGUAAACUUUUCUCCAUGGUUCUUGGUCCUAUGCAGGAAUUUACUGGCGUGUGGGUGAGGGAUCCUCGCAUCCAGAAGGAGGAUUUCUGGCAUGCAUACAUGGAUUAUGAAAUCUGCAUAAAUACAAACAGUUUGGCUUUCACUAAGAAAAGUUCUUGUGUGCGGCGAAGAUUUCGCGAAUUUGUGUGGCUACGAAAAAAGCUCCAGGAAAAUGCCCUGCUCGUAACGCAUCUACCCAAACUUCCUCCAAAAAACCCCUUCUUCAGUCUCAACAGUGCCAGGCAAAUCGGCACCCGUAUGGAGGGGCUGAGGAAAUUUCUAGAAGCGGUCGUUCACAACCCGGUGCUUCUGUCAGAUAGUUGCCUGCAUUUGUUUCUACAAUCCCAACUGAGUAUCAAAAAGAUUGAGGCCUGCGCCGAGGGCAGGAGCCGCUACACUGUCUCUGAUGCCAUCCACAGUUUUGGCUCUGGAAUCAAACGCUUUGAUUCUGAAUUAGAGGAGGAUCCGGAGGAUGAAGACGUGCACUAUGAAUCAGAGUGAUUGACUUGCAUGUGUUAAAUAAAUACAGAGCCAAUCCAAAUUCAGAAAGGCAAUGCUGGGUGACAAGAGACAAUGAAAUUGUUACUAAAUCCAUAUUUCAUCAUGCACCUGUGUUCUUUUUAUGAUAAAUCUGCAUCGAAAAAUAGAAUGUAAUUAAACGUUAAAUUGUAUAAAAACACAUUAUGUGAACAUUAAUGUCUUGCUCGAGAAUCAAAUGAAUGUAAAAAACAUAACGUGGCCUCUGUGGAAGAUGGUUUGCUGUUAAAACUACAGAUGUGCGUUGAGAGCUUUAUGAGAGGAAAUUUACGCUCGCGUGUGAAGUCCCUUAAACGCAAUAACCCCAUCCUAACAAGCAAAUACAGGGCAUUAGGAUGUUACGUGAUUUAAACCCGGCCUCCGAGAGCUACAUCCAAAUAAUAAUCUCUACUCAAACAAUUUUAUAGCUAUACUUAGCCAUAAAAGAUCAUUGUCUGGAUGCCAUACAAAUUGAGCCUUCUAAUAAAUAUUCAACAAUUA